AAAGCCCUGUUGGUGAUGGCUGAAAGCCAGGAAGGGCUCCUCCGCAAGGGAAGGAAAGGAAAGGAGAUGGGGUUCUUGCAACUGCGCACUCGAUGUUUUGACGUGCGGAUCCAACCCUUGCAGCAGCACGUGCAGCUUCCCCACAUACAGUUCCCUCACCAUCAGCCCAACUGCUGGAGAUCUCUGUCGUCAUGCCGCAGCGUCAGUAGUCUCUUCGGAAUUGCCACUGCGUCUGCCCAUCUGUAUUUUGAGUUCAUGCACAUUUCUGGUUCAUUGUUGUUGGGCGAAUUGUCGGAGCUGGGUGGUGUAUAUUUCGUCGUGACUGGGAGCCCUGCCCUUCUUUGUGCUGGAGCUGUUUCAAUCUCGCCAAAACCCGCGCAGUUCGUCCCCAUGGAUUCUUCCACUCCCUUCUCGAAUUGGGUCCUUCUUGGCAUCGUCUGCAUUUUCACCGCCUCUGCAUGCGUGACGAGCGAGCACUUGGCUAUGGAGUCCGGCGCGAAGGCCACCGGAUACAAAAAUGGAAAGAGGAAAGUGAUCGAGCACGCGGUGCUGUUUCAGUUGAAGGCUGACACACACACCAAGGUGAAGGAGGACAUGGUGCGGGGGUUGGCCGAUCUGAAAGAAGAUUGUCCAGAAUGGGUGGUAGCGGAGUCUGCAGGCCAGAUACUCCAACCCAGCCAAGCAAAAGGUGCAAGCGUUGGACUGUUCAUGCGUUUGUUUUCGACGAGGGAUCUUGAUGUUUACUUUGCCAGCAAGCAGAAGAACGACAUGGCUAGCAAAUACAUUGUGCCAUUCAUGACGGGUGAGAUCACGCUGGAUUACGAGGCAGAAGUGGACGACAAUGACGAAUCUGUCUAUAGACAAGGACAUGCGUUUGAGAACGGGGCAGAACGUAUUAUCGGGAUAAAGGUGACAAAUGGGACGUCCAAAGACGAAACGGAUUCCAUGAUGAAGUCCUUGAACGAUCUGAACGAUGCACCGGAGCUCAGGUCCCUUCUGGUUCAGAUAACUGCUGGAACCAAUUUCUGUGCCCGGGACCAACGUUACACGCACGGCGUCGUGGUGAGAUGUCCUUCAUUGAAAGCCUUGCAGGAGUACACAGCACACCCACGCGUGAUGGAGGUGAUUGCGAAGACAGUGUGGCCGAUUGCAGAGAAAAUCCUCACUGCGGACUAUAUUGUGGAUGCUUCAGGCAGCAGGAGAUCCUCCUUGUAGUUAGCGAUCUUUGAGUGAACAUGAUGUUGGUGAUGGGCAGUAGGAACGAGUGUGAGCAUGUUGCCAGUAGGAGCGUGCUCUAUGCACCAGAACAAUGCGCAUUUCGUGAACCAUACUCCACAUAAUGACUACACAUUAACAAUCAUUUUGAUUUUGCAUUCAUCUCAA
Physcomitrium patens is the source of this 1383-nucleotide messenger RNA. RefSeq lists its product as uncharacterized. Lineage: Eukaryota; Viridiplantae; Streptophyta; Bryopsida; Funariales; Funariaceae. The record is from RefSeq and is a predicted model, not a curated record.